Tinamus guttatus (white-throated tinamou) is the source of this 1134-nucleotide messenger RNA. It is a transcript of the gene PRR5L, whose product is annotated as proline rich 5 like. Gene Ontology annotation, biological process: TORC2 signaling. Lineage: Eukaryota; Metazoa; Chordata; Aves; Tinamiformes; Tinamidae. The record is from RefSeq and is a predicted model, not a curated record. Gene Ontology annotation, cellular component: TORC2 complex.
GUCAAUCUGACUGUAUGACUGGAGGGUUCACCCUGGCUCCAUCGCUUGCUCUCCAGUUGUACAAGAUGGGUUCGUUCAGAAGGCCCAGACCUCGUUUCAUGAGCUCCCCGGUGCUCAGCGACUUGCCACGUUUCCAAGCAACCCGUCAGGCUUUGCAGCUGAGCUCCAACUCUGCGUGGAACAGUGUUCAAACAGCAGUGAUAAAUGUGUUCAAAGGUGGAGGCUUGCAGAACAAUGAACUUUACACGCUCAAUGAAAAUAUCAGACGGCUGCUGAAGAGUGAGCUCGGAUCCUUCAUCACAGAUUACUUUCAGAACCAACUCCUUGCGAAGGGCUUGCUGUUUAUAGAGGAGAAGGUUAAGCUGUGUGAAGGUGAGGAUCGCAUUGAUAUCCUGUCUGAAAUUUGGGAUCAAUACUUCACAGAGACCCUUCCCACACUCCAGGCAAUAUUUUAUCCAGUUCAGGGUCAGGAAUUAACAAUCCGUCAGAUUGCUCUUCUUGGCUUCAGGGACUUGGUCUUGCUAAAAGUGAAGUUGGAAGAGAUCCUACCUCUGGUCCAGACAAAGCUCCCAGCUUCCAUUGUCCAAAUGCUAUUAAUUCUGCAGAGUGUCCAUGAGCCUACUGGCCCCAGUGAGGGCUACCUGCAGCUGGAAGAACUGGUCAAACAGGUGGUAUCACCCUACUUGGGCUUGUGUGAGGAUCAGAGCUUCUCUGGAAGUGCCUGCUUCCUUGAGAGAAGGUACUCCAGAUCACGUCCUAAGCCUGGUAUCCUGAAUUAUUCAUCUCAAAUGGUGACGAGUCGGCAGCCCAGUGAGAUGGCCCUGACGCCGCUGACAGAGCAGGAGGGUGAGGCUUACCUGGAGAAGUGCGGCAGCAUUCGGCGCCACACGGUUGCCAAUGCUCACUCCGAUAUUCAGCUCCUGGCAAUGGCCUCCAUGAUGCACACAGGAAUGGUCAUUGAAGAGUCAGACAGUAACGACAAGUGCCUCCUCCUGCAGGCCAGUUUCAGCCACAGGCAGUGCUCCAGUGAGCCCAGCAUUGCUGAUGGGCCAGAAGCAGUCAUGGCAGCAGGUAGACAGGACACUGCAGAGCUGAACUGCACAUCUGUCAGCUAGAAGAAGUCUUGCUGAGGAG